ACAGGAAGGAAAUUCAAAUGUCAUGUGACCAUGGACUCCUGCAACACGUGACCACAACAAUUUAAUGGCGGCGGUGGGUUAUUGUACAGCUGGACUUGCAGCCAGAACAGGACUGGGAGGUAUCUUGCAAAGAGUUUCUUGUCUACGAAGUUGUAGUCCCCCCACAGCUCUUCUAUGUCAGCAACACCGUCGCUUCUUUUGGAGGAAGUGGAAAAGUUCUCACAAUGUGGUUCAUCCAGCUACUGUACGACCGGCUUACGCAGUUCCCAAGCACAUUGUGCGACCUGACUAUGUUGGCACUGGACUGGUCCCAGAAUGGCCGGACUACAUUGAGAUCAAAAACCAAGAGCAAAUUGAAGGCCUUGCCAGGGCAUGUCAGCUAGCCAGACACAUACUGCUACUAGCUGGGCGCAGUUUGAAAGUUGGCAUGACAACAGAUGAAAUAGACUUCAUUGUACACCAGGAGACGAUUAGGCACAAUGCUUACCCCUCCCCUCUCAGAUACGGGGGUUUCCCCAAGUCGGUGUGUACAUCUGUGAACAAUGUGGUCUGCCAUGGCAUACCUGACAGUCGGAAACUUGAAGAUGGGGACAUCAUCAACAUUGAUGUUACUGUGUAUUUGGACGGUUACCAUGGUGAUACCUCAGAAACCUUUUUGAUUGGUCAGGUGGAUGAGACUGGGCAGCGAUUGGUGGAGACUGCCAGGCGCUGCAGAGAUGAGGCCAUCACUGUGUGCAAGCCAGGUGCAGAGCUCUGUGUUAUAGGAAACACUAUCAGUGAAAUAGCCCAAGCCAAUGGCUUUCAAGUGUGUCCAUAUUUCAUUGGACAUGGAAUAGGCUCCUACUUUCAUUGUCAUCCUGAGAUUUGGCAUCACGCCAAUGACAAUAACAUAACCAUGGAUGAAGGGAUGGCUUUCACAAUAGAGCCCAUACUGAUGGAGGGAUCUGUGGAGUUCAGAAUCUUAAAGGACAAGUGGACUGCAGUUUCAGUUGAUGAUAAAAGGUCUGCUCAGUUUGAACACACAGUGGUGAUCACAUCUGAUGGAGUGGAGAUCCUCACCAAACUACCAGAGGAGAGCAAUAUGUGAUGUGACUGAAUCUCAGCACUGACUUCAACAGAGCAUCAAUAGAGGAUGCAAAGUAUUAAGCCACAAACUGGACUGAUGGCUCAUUCAUACAUUUCCAACAAGUACACAGAUCGUAACCUAGAAGGGAAACCAACAUGUGGUUUUCAUUACAUACCAAGUAUUACAGGCAGUGAGGCUGUGAAUUAUGGCUGCUGGUGCUUCAUUAUUUAAGUUGGAUUUUAUGCAUGUUGGGUGUAUUUAUGCUGUUUGCACAAAGAUGAUCACAGGUUUCUUAUCAAUAUUUGGUUAAUGACAGUUAAUCAUGGAGAACAGAAACCACAAUCUAGUUUUUCCAGAUAAACCAAAAUGGCGGCUACUGUAAUAAAACCACUAAACCUAUUUCAGUUAUGUUUCCUAUUUCACUUUCUUUUUUCUAAUGGUUAAAUACAGUUUCAAAGCAUACAUUACACCUGUGGUUCCCAAUCUGGGGUUCUUACCCCCACUUGAGACGUGCCAUAGAGCACAGGAAGUCAAGACUUUUUGGCUGUACGGAGCAUGUUUAAUGUCAAAACUAAAUGAACACUGAGCAACAUAAGAACACAUUGGUGACUGGAUCUUCAAAAUCUACUGUAAGAAACGUUUGAAAAGAUAUAUACUUAAGUAUAAAAUUAGAAGACCUUACCUCAAUGACUUGUGCAUCCAUUAUAUUUCCAUCUAUGCAGUGUGUGGUGUAGUGAGGUGGGCAAGGGAGUAGUUCAUGUCUAAUCUGGUAACCUGUAUUUUUGAUACGCUAAUUCAUUAUUAUAAUGUGGUAGAAAAAGUUCAAACUAUCUGGCGCUCGGACAGUACAGUCAAAGAGUUGAUAAGAUGGCUGUAGGUUGUCAGAACCAGCUGCAUAAGAAACGUAGGAAUGUUUGCAAUUCAUGUGCACGAAACAACAGUCAGAUAUGUUCUUAUCCUUGGUGUGCAAUAUGUUGAAGGUUAUUACUUGAAACAAGACAUUCUUGUGUCCGUCAAUCUAGUCACAACAAACUAAGAUUUUAAUCUAACAGCUAUGAAAAUACUGUGUGCUGUGCUGAAGAGGCUACAGCAAUGAGGGGCAUAAACUAGGGAUUUAAAAGCAGAUUGGGAAAAAAGUUCAUCCCAGACAAAAUGAUAAGCAGUUUUUCACGAUACUGGUGGGGGACCACUGCACAACACCACAAAGUAUAAAACUGUGUUAGACCAUACAGAUAUUUUUUUAGUUCAGUUUUCUCCUAGAAAGCUAUUGAAAUAUAUAAAAUUAAUAUUAAAAAUAUUUAAAUGUAAUCCUCUUCAUGUCAUUAAAUCCACAUUUAGAUACCUCGGAUGACCUGUUAGUGACAGUCACAACUCGGACUUUUACUUGUAACUACCUAGUGAACUUUUGAGCUAUGCUUUUUGUUCAUGAAAUGCAAAAUGUUUAUAAUACUACAUUGGUUUAACCACAGGAAAUUUACCUCCUGCUAAGUGUUAUUGUGUACUAUCAAGUGUAGCCAGCAGAGGGCAGCACACGCUGUCAGACGCUUAUGUAUUGCAUCGUUUUUACUGUGGUCAUUCCUGACUGCACCAUGUUUUACCUGCUUUAUACCAUUUCUGGCCCAGUGUCAUGGAGGAAAAUUCCACAUUUGCAGAUCUAAGUCAAGCCCAUGUACUGAUGUACUGAACUGUCACCAUUUAAUAAACGUCACUCGUGGGUUAAUGUUACUGUUCUGAAUGGUGACAGUCUUCGUUUGAUCACCAUAUAAUGUAAUAUAAUCUCCUGUAGAUUAUGCAUAGGUUGGGUGCACACUUCACCAGUUAACAUGGACAAUAAUGGGAUAUAAAUUCCAGACAUAACACGUAGUAUUUUUUUUUCUCUCCUCCAGUGAUGUGUUCAGGGUGCAUAAUGUCCAUUAUGUUUUUCAAUUGUUUCUACUUAAUGUAAUCUAACUCAGGAGCUGGGUGAACAGAGGAUGUUUUAUAGAAAAAAGGGGAAGAAUAAUUGGAUUCCAGCCCACUGAAGGGUGUGUUUUCAUUUCCUGCCAAUAUGUUCUUGAGUGCACCAUGUGUGUGUAUGUGUUAGUGAGUUUGUGUGCUCAUACCAAUAAAGGUUUAUGGGUGAUGCAGGAAGGAUUAAGCAAAUAAAGGUGGGUCAUCUACUCCGGAUUUCAAAUAUUUCCUCCCAGGAAAUGAUUCACGCCUUAGAUUUUAUUAGUCUUGAUAUUAGAUGAGAAAAAUUAGGUUUGUGUUCUUUUGUUUUGCUUCUAAUCAAAUUGAUAUUAAAACUGAAAAAGACACCCCAAAAAUACUAAAAUAACAUCACUAUUCAAACCCACUGACACGUGUUUCAGGGAAUGACUGACAUCAAAUCUGAAAAAGACAUAAGGUUUGUAUGGAAGGAGAUUUAAAUAGAAGCCACAGGUAGAAGAUAUUGAGACUGAUAAGGAAGGAGUAUUUUGGGAAGAACAGGGAGUGGCAGAAUGAGGUGUCAGUGAUCUGUUUUACCUUUCAUUCUUUUUCGGCAUGUUGGGACUUAUUCCUGAACUCUAGGUCUGCAGGUUUUUCUUUGAACCCUCAUCUGUGUCCAUGGAGUACAUAGAAUAAAAUUUCAACUUU
This is a messenger RNA of Melanotaenia boesemani (Boeseman's rainbowfish), 3682 nucleotides long. It is a transcript of the gene metap1d, whose product is annotated as methionyl aminopeptidase type 1D (mitochondrial). Gene Ontology annotation, molecular function: metalloaminopeptidase activity. Bases 65 to 1087 code for a protein of 340 amino acids. Gene Ontology annotation, biological process: proteolysis. NCBI's taxonomy places the organism in Eukaryota, Metazoa, Chordata, Actinopteri, Atheriniformes, Melanotaeniidae. The record is from RefSeq and is a predicted model, not a curated record. The transcript is spliced from 10 exons.